CCCAGCGCCUUCUUGUGCCCCAUCAGUCGCGGCAUCAUGAAGCAGCCCGCCAUCACCCCCGACGGCAGCACCUUCGACCGCGAGUUUCUAGCCAGAUGGAUCUCGACCAAGGGAACAGACCCCAUGACCAAGAAGCGACUGCAGCUGCAUGAAAUCGCCCCCAACCGCGCCCUCCGUUCCCUCAUCGAAGAGUGGAUCAGACAGCGC
Molecule: messenger RNA, 207 nt
Organism: Guillardia theta CCMP2712
Lineage: Eukaryota; Cryptophyceae; Pyrenomonadales; Geminigeraceae
Exons: 1
Biological process (GO): protein ubiquitination
Molecular function (GO): ubiquitin-protein transferase activity
Source: RefSeq, a predicted model, not a curated record